AUGGGACAACCGAAGAUCAGUUUGAAGAAAUUGGCCAGUGUUAAAGGAAAAUUCUCUAAGCCAAUAUAUAAUUAUUUGAAUAGAUUUCGUUUGCUUAAGGACAUAUGUUUUACACAAGUGUCUGAACAUGAAUUGGUCAAAAUUUCUGUUGGUGGCCUUAAUUAUUCCAUUAGGAAAAAACUAGAUACCCAAUAUCUAAAGGAUAUGGCCCAGUUGGCUGACAGGGUUCAACAAGUAGAGCGCCUGAAGGCUGAAAAAGCUAGAGCAAAUAAGAAUAACAGGAGGGAAAGGGUAGCCUACGUCGAAUUAGAUGAAGAUGGUCCAGGAACAUAUAGUGAUCCCCUAAAUUUUGACGAAAGCGAAGUGGACCUCGUUGAAUUGAAGCAAGGACCACCUUACUCAUGCAGAGUCAUAACGCCUUUGAAUGGAAAAAACCUAGUCGAACUAGAAAAGAGUGAUGCAUUCCCUAAGAAAAUAUACAUUUUCGACAUCACCAAGUGUGACGAUAUUUUCAAUUUAUUAGUUAAAGAUGACCAUAUGAUAGUGCCUCCUAGUGAUAAAAUACCUUCUUUAGAACAAAGGAAAAAGAGGGGGUUUUGCAAGUAUCAUAAUUUUUUGGGCCAUAGAACUUUGCAAUGUUUUCUCUAUAGGGAUCUUGUGCAGAAGGCUAUCAGAGACGGAAGGCUCAAGUUCGGAGAUAGGUAG
Molecule: messenger RNA, 705 nt
Organism: Lathyrus oleraceus (garden pea)
Lineage: Eukaryota; Viridiplantae; Streptophyta; Magnoliopsida; Fabales; Fabaceae
Exons: 1
Coding region: 1-705 (234 amino acids)
Source: RefSeq, a predicted model, not a curated record